UUUUGACAAUCAACAACAAAAUUAUCGUCAUCGCACGUGUAUAUUUGUAGCCUGUGAGUGAUUUAUACUUGUAUAUAAGACUUGGCUACAUAAAUAUAAUUACGAUUUCUUACAUUCAUCUAAAUAUAACACAGAUGCAUGUUGCUUAAAGUCUGUGCAUCGUCAAUAUUGAAACACAGUGCUACAGUUGUAAACUUACGACAGUUUUGUAGUAAAAGCGCUAAAAUGUCUUUAGAAGAAGCUAAACAAUUUGCCGCUCACCGGGCUGUUAAUGAGUACGUAACAAAUGAUUGUAUAUUCGGCGUCGGCAGUGGAUCAACUGUUGUAUACGCGGUUCAAAGGCUCGCUGAAAGAGUGGAAACGGAAAAUUUGAAGGUGACCUGCAUCCCUACAUCAUUUCAAGCAAAACAGCUGAUCGUUAAGCAUAACCUAACAUUGGGCGAGCUUGAUACGAAUCCUACGAUAGACGUGACAAUCGAUGGAGCCGACGAGGUGGAUGCUCACAUGACGCUCAUCAAGGGUGGUGGCGGUUGUUUACUACAAGAAAAAAUAGUUGCCUCUUGCUCCAAGAAGCUUAUUGUUAUAGCUGACUACACAAAAGAUUCUAAAAAGCUAGGAGACAGAUACAAAAAAGGUAUACCAAUAGAAGUUGUACCCAUGGCUUAUGUACCAAUUCAGAAUAAGAUUGCUGCUCUUUAUGGAGGGGAAGUGAAGUUACGCAAAGCUGUUGCCAAGGCUGGCCCUGUAGUGACUGACAAUGGUAACUUCAUUCUCGACUGGGUGUUCACAAACCAAGACUUGGAUUGGGACAAAGUAAAUAAGUAUAUAAAAAUGAUUCCUGGUGUUGUAGAGACUGGUUUAUUUGUAAACAUGUGUGAGAAGGCAUACUUUGGACAGCCUGAAGGCAAUGUAAUAGAGAGAGUUGCUGUAUAAUUUAGCUGAUAGUUCCAAUCAUGAACUCUGCUAUUGUGUUAUGUAUUUUUGGUGUUCUUGUUUUAAGGAUCAAUUUAUCAAUGUUAAGAGAACUUAAGUAUAUUCCUCAAAUGAUGCAAGCUAUACAUUGAUGUUAUUAAGAGUUGAAAAGUACUAGCUAAGCGAAAAUAUUUUUGUAUGAUUUUCUGUGUACUUAGUGAAUGUAAAAAAAGCUACAAGUUACAUAAUUUAGUUUUUUAUGGAUUUCAUCAUUUUUUUAUCAGCAAAAAACAUUGACCAAUGUUGAUUUCACAAUCAAAUGCCUUAGUGGGUGGUAACAAUAUAAUAAUAUGUAUGAUAAGAAUUAGCUUCACUGAUAGUUACACAGUAGAUUACUUGCUGGUCCAUUUACUUAAGACACAAUUUAAAAUUUUCAGAGGCUAGGUCUGUGUUCUUGGAACAAUCUUCCAGUUGGAUCUAAAUAAAUAUUCUAAAUAUGUAGUUGUUAGAAAAAUAAAUAGAUAAAGUUUAAAAGAUUUACUUCCUCCUCCUUGCUAAAUAUGUACUAGGAAUUACCCUCUAACUUAAAUCUCAUAGAAAAAUAUUGUAAUAGAGGUAUUUACACUUAAAAUAAACGUCAAAAAUUGUUCAUCACUGUCAACCGCAGGCAUGCCCAAAAGGCUGGCAGCAUUGCCACACUGAUGACAAUGCUUAUCCUAAGUCCAAGAUAGUUAGUAGCCAGCCUUUUGAUCAAGGGAAUCUCAUAAUAUCUACUAUCUGUUCUACGUGUGGGUUAUACUUAAGUAGAUACCAACUCAUGUUUGUCAUAUUAAUGAAUGUGGUUGUAUAAAUUGUUGUUACUGAAGUGAGCGUUGUUGUGUUUGUGUCAUGUCCUGGAUAAUAUUUUCAGGUACAUUACAAUAUGGGUAAAAAUAAACGAUAAUAAAAGAAAAACACUA
Helicoverpa armigera (cotton bollworm) is the source of this 1871-nucleotide messenger RNA. RefSeq names its product ribose-5-phosphate isomerase (gene Rpi). Gene Ontology annotation, cellular component: intracellular membrane-bounded organelle. NCBI's taxonomy places the organism in Eukaryota, Metazoa, Arthropoda, Insecta, Lepidoptera, Noctuidae. Gene Ontology annotation, biological process: D-ribose metabolic process; pentose-phosphate shunt, non-oxidative branch. The transcript has a single exon. The record is from RefSeq and is a predicted model, not a curated record. The coding region runs from base 139 to 933 and encodes 264 amino acids. Gene Ontology annotation, molecular function: ribose-5-phosphate isomerase activity.